Molecule: messenger RNA, 1641 nt
Organism: Pistacia vera
Lineage: Eukaryota; Viridiplantae; Streptophyta; Magnoliopsida; Sapindales; Anacardiaceae
Product: enoyl-[acyl-carrier-protein] reductase [NADH], chloroplastic-like
Exons: 13
Coding region: 193-1374 (393 amino acids)
Biological process (GO): fatty acid biosynthetic process
Molecular function (GO): enoyl-[acyl-carrier-protein] reductase (NADH) activity
Source: RefSeq, a predicted model, not a curated record
UUUGAUAAUUCCAAAGUUCCCUACACUUCAACGAUCGUUAACCAAACUUUGAUUUCAUCGAAACUAAGCCAUACUUAAACUUUCACUACCAACUCUCACAUUUACAACUUUAAAUUCAUUGCACUUUCAUCCCUUUUGUUCUCUCUCAAUUCUCGGCAUUGCAGAGGUUCUUGUUGAUUUAAGUUUCUGGAAAUGGCUGCUGCGGCAACUUCUGGGGCACAAAUGGCAGUGAUUAAGCCUUGUGUUUCGUCGUCUCGUAAAAGUUUUAUGCCUGGUAGAGGAAGUUUUAGUACUGAUAAUCAAAAUGCAUCUUGGAAGAUGCUUGCAAGCUCUUCUCAGCUUGCGUCUGCGAAGCCAUCGGUCCAGAGCCUGACAGCGAGGCCUGGUAAAUCUGUCAAGUUUGUAACAAGAGCAAUGUCUGCAGAAAAUGAGAACAAGCCUCUACCCGGAUUGCCUGUUGAUUUGAGAGGUAAAAGAGCAUUCAUUGCUGGUGUGGCUGAUGACAAUGGAUAUGGUUGGGCAAUAGCGAAAGCUCUUGCUGCUGCAGGUGCUGAAAUUCUUGUCGGGACCUGGGUGCCUGCACUGAACAUCUUUGAAAGUAGUCUACGGCGUGGAAAGUUUGAUGAAUCACGCGUAUUGCCAGAUGGAUCAUUAAUGGAAAUUACCAAAGUUUAUCCUUUGGAUGCAGUUUUUGACAAUCUUGAGGAUGUUCCUGAAGAUGUGAAAACAAACAAACGCUACUCAGGGUCCUCAAAAUGGACUGUUCAGGAGGUUGCUGAAUCUGUAAAGCAGGAUUUUGGUAGCAUUGACAUCCUUGUGCACUCACUCGCAAAUGGGCCAGAGGUUAGCAAGCCUCUUCUGGAGACUUCGAGAAACGGAUAUCUUGCUGCCAUCUCUGCGUCAAGUUAUUCCUAUGUUUCUUUACUCAAGCAUUUUGUUCCUAUAAUGAAUCCAGGGGGUGCUUCAAUCUCUCUGACAUACAUUGCCUCUGAAAGGAUCAUUCCUGGAUAUGGUGGAGGCAUGAGCUCUGCGAAGGCUGCUCUGGAGAGUGACACACGCGUGCUGGCUUUUGAAGCUGGAAGAAAACACAAGAUCAGAGUUAACACAAUAUCUGCAGGUCCUUUAAGAAGUCGGGCUGCAAAAGCAAUCGGCUUUAUCGAUAUGAUGAUUGAUUACUCAUUAGAAAAUUCACCCUUACAAAAAGAACUAACUGCAGAGGAGGUAGGGAAUGCUGCAGCCUUCCUGGCUUCACCUUUGGCGUCGGCGAUCACCGGUGCCGUUGUCUAUGUCGACAAUGGUCUAAAUGCUAUGGGAGUGGGAGUUGACAGUCCCAUAUUUGAAAACCUUGACAUUCCAAAAGUUAAGCAAAGCUAGAGCUUGAGAUGAUUCUCAUUGUGUUUGAGUGGAGUUGUACUGAAUUUUGAAUUUGCACAAAUAAAUAUUGCUCCCACCUUAUUAUUUUACACCAUUCCAAUCCCCAAUUUGUUUCAUAGAGGGUAUUUAUUAUGAAUUGUGUUAUUCAUUCUGGCUUCUGGGUUCUGUUACAAAAUAGACCCUGCAAUGUUAUUGUAACAUUUAACUUGUAUUAUGAAACGUAAUGUAAUCAUAUUGCUUUUCUUGUUAAAUGUCUUUAAAACGAAA